AUGGAAGAAUCUCUAGACGAGCGCGAGGCGAGCACCAGCGCUGGGUUUGAUUCCGCGGCCAUUUUGAAUGACGAUGUGUCACCGACCACAAGUUUCUGUUACAACAUACCUAAUCUUUUUAAUGGUCUAGGUCCUGGUUCUGUACUAUGUGACCGGCCAGAGACAGAGAGUAGCGAGUACACAGCCGCCGAGCACACGGAGGAUGCUGUAGAGACACAACAAUAUGAAGAUGACGAGGAAUAUUCACCGAGCUCCAAUUCCAAGAGCGAUGUUCCUAAACGUAAACAAAGAAGAUACAGAACAACGUUUUCUAAUAUACAACUAGAGCAGUUGGAGGCGGCAUUUCAUAAAACACAUUACCCUGAUGUGUUCUUCAGAGAAGAGCUCGCAAUGCGGAUAGAUCUGACUGAAGCAAGAGUACAGGUAAUGUUAAGUGAGGGCGCCACUGUCGCAUAUCUCGCACAAUUUACCGCCAGUUGUUACAAGGAAGGAAACUUAGAACUAGCGUAG
Papilio xuthus (Asian swallowtail) is the source of this 510-nucleotide messenger RNA. RefSeq names its product homeobox protein ARX-like. The transcript has 4 exons. Bases 1 to 510 code for a protein of 169 amino acids. The record is from RefSeq and is a predicted model, not a curated record. Gene Ontology annotation, molecular function: RNA polymerase II transcription regulatory region sequence-specific DNA binding; DNA-binding transcription factor activity, RNA polymerase II-specific. Gene Ontology annotation, biological process: regulation of transcription by RNA polymerase II. NCBI's taxonomy places the organism in Eukaryota, Metazoa, Arthropoda, Insecta, Lepidoptera, Papilionidae.